AUGCUCUACUCCACCCUCAUCGUCGCCGCCUCGGCCUUUGCUGGCUUCGCCUCCGCGCAGAACAGCACAGCGAACACUGCCAUUCCCUGCUGCACGGUCCCGGUCACCACUGUUCCCGAGUCCCAGCGCUCAGACUGGUGCACUGCCAACGGAAACACUUGCGUCGACCUCUGCGGUGGCCAGGGCUCCAUCGCGAGCAACGGCAACCAGUGCGAGUCUUCCGACCUCAAGUUUACUUGCAAAUGCUCCAACGGCACGGAUAUCACGUCCAACUUGGCACGGUACCAACAGUCCGUUCCUGGUCUGAUGUGCCGCUACUGGUUCGACUCUUGCAUCAACGCGACUGGAACCGACGCCUCUGCCCAGUUCCGCUGCAUCCAGGCCCGCGACACCCAGUGCGGUAACCAGACGGCCAAGGACAGCGGCUCGUCUGCAUCAAGCUCGUCCUCGCCCACUGGCUCUGGCUCUGGCAGCGCGUCCCGCACUUCCGGCGGCUCUUCAUCCUCGCCCACCUCCUCCGGCGCCACUACCUCGAGCAGCGCUGCUGCUGCCGCGAAUCUUGCUUUCUACGGCACGCCUGCUCUGGCUGGUGGCCUUCUGGCUCUCUUCGGCCUCGCCUUGUAA
Messenger RNA from Cucurbitaria berberidis CBS 394.84, 624 nucleotides. RefSeq lists its product as uncharacterized. Bases 1 to 624 code for a protein of 207 amino acids. NCBI's taxonomy places the organism in Eukaryota, Fungi, Ascomycota, Dothideomycetes, Pleosporales, Cucurbitariaceae. The transcript is spliced from 2 exons. The record is from RefSeq and is a predicted model, not a curated record.